AUGGAGCUCCCAGCGUUCCUCCUUCUGCUAGGCCUCUGCUCCGCAGGCCUGGUUCUGGGCUCCGAGCAUGAGACGCGUCUGGUGGCAAAGCUAUUUAAAGACUACAGCAGUGUGGUGCGGCCGGUGGAGGACCACCGGGAGAUUGUGCAGGUCACCGUGGGCCUACAGCUGAUCCAGCUCAUCAAUGUGGAUGAAGUCAAUCAGAUUGUGACCACCAACAUCCGUCUGAAACAGCAAUGGGUAGAUUGCAACUUGAAAUGGAACCCAGACGACUAUGGUGGGGUGAAAAAAAUCCACAUCCCCUCGGAAAAGAUCUGGCGGCCGGACGUCGUUCUCUAUAACAAUGCAGAUGGCGACUUUGCCAUUGUCAAAUUCACCAAGGUGCUCCUGGACUACACCGGCCACAUCACCUGGACGCCCCCAGCCAUCUAUAAAAGCUACUGUGAGAUCAUCGUCACCCACUUUCCCUUCGAUGAGCAAAACUGCAGCAUGAAGCUGGGCACCUGGACCUAUGAUGGCUCUGUGGUGGCCAUCAACCCGGAAAGUGACCAGCCAGACCUGAGUAACUUCAUGGAGAGCGGGGAGUGGGUGAUCAAGGAAGCCAGGGGCUGGAAGCACUGGGUGUUUUACUCCUGCUGCCCCAACACUCCCUAUCUGGACAUCACCUACCACUUCGUCAUGCAGCGCCUGCCCCUCUACUUCAUCGUCAACGUCAUCAUUCCCUGCCUGCUCUUCUCCUUCCUAACCAGCCUGGUGUUCUACCUGCCCACAGACUCAGGGGAGAAGAUGACGCUGAGUAUCUCUGUCUUGCUGUCCCUCACCGUGUUCCUUCUGGUCAUCGUGGAGCUGAUCCCGUCCACCUCCAGUGCGGUGCCUUUGAUCGGGAAGUACAUGCUGUUCACCAUGGUGUUCGUCAUCGCGUCCAUCAUCAUCACCGUCAUUGUCAUCAACACCCACCACCGCUCGCCCAGCACCCACAUCAUGCCUGAGUGGGUGCGGAAGGUUUUUAUCGACACUAUCCCAAACGUUAUGUUUUUCUCCACAAUGAAAAGACCAUCCAGAGAGAAGCAAGAGAAAAAGAUUUUUACAGAAGACAUAGAUAUCUCUGACAUUUCCGGGAAGCCGGGGCCUCCACCUGUGGGCUUCCACUCUCCCCUGAUCAAGCACCCGGAGGUGAAAAGUGCCAUCGAGGGUGUUAAGUACAUCGCGGAGACCAUGAAGUCAGACCAGGAGUCCAAUAAUGCGUCUGAGGAAUGGAAGUAUGUUGCCAUGGUGAUGGACCACAUUCUCCUUGGAGUCUUUAUGCUGGUAUGUCUCAUUGGGACACUGGCUGUGUUUGCAGGUCGGCUCAUUGAGUUACAUCAGCAAGGAUGA
This is a messenger RNA of Arvicola amphibius (Eurasian water vole), 1374 nucleotides long. RefSeq names its product cholinergic receptor nicotinic alpha 1 subunit (gene Chrna1). NCBI's taxonomy places the organism in Eukaryota, Metazoa, Chordata, Mammalia, Rodentia, Cricetidae. Bases 1 to 1374 code for a protein of 457 amino acids. Gene Ontology annotation, biological process: regulation of membrane potential; monoatomic ion transmembrane transport; nervous system process. The transcript is spliced from 9 exons. The record is from RefSeq and is a predicted model, not a curated record. Gene Ontology annotation, molecular function: transmembrane signaling receptor activity; acetylcholine-gated monoatomic cation-selective channel activity. Gene Ontology annotation, cellular component: neuron projection; postsynaptic membrane; synapse.